Molecule: messenger RNA, 609 nt
Organism: Spirodela intermedia
Lineage: Eukaryota; Viridiplantae; Streptophyta; Magnoliopsida; Alismatales; Araceae
Source: the annotation of a GenBank genome assembly
AUGGUCUUAACCUCCCAUUUCUGCAGUGCAGCACAUCUGCGUCAAACGUCCCGCUGGUGCUCGCAGAGACCCUCUCGAGUCAAGAGCAGUGAAGCAGAAUGGAACCUAGACGGCGAAGGCACGCUCGUGGACGAGGAGACAUUGCAGCAGAGACUGGAGGCGGCCAUCAAGGAGGAGAAUUAUGCCCUCGCGGCCAAGCUGCGGGACGAUCUCCGACAUCUUUACGAGGACAGCAAGGCGGCUGUGCUCGCCGCCAACUCUCGAUUCUACAACGCCUUUCGAAAAGGCGAUCUGGUGGCCAUGCACUCUGUCUGGGCCAAGGGAGAUAAUAUCUCCUGCGUUCACCCUGGAGCGGGCACCAUAUCUGGUUAUGAACUGGUCAUGGACAGCUGGGACGUCGUCUGCGGCGCCGAUCACGAGUUUCCCAUCCAGAUCGAGCUGAAGAACGUUGAGGUGUUCGUGAAGGGUGAUGUUGGGUACGUGACCUGCCUGGAGGUGGUCAAGACGAAGGGCAGCAGCUGGGGCAAGCAAGUCGCCACCAACGUGUUCGAGAGGGUUGACGGCCAGUGGUUCAUCUGUAUUCACCACGCCUCCCACGUUGACUUGUAA